Messenger RNA from Mya arenaria, 3991 nucleotides. RefSeq names its product transforming growth factor-beta receptor-associated protein 1-like. The coding region runs from base 100 to 2685 and encodes 861 amino acids. The transcript has 21 exons. The record is from RefSeq and is a predicted model, not a curated record. Lineage: Eukaryota; Metazoa; Mollusca; Bivalvia; Myida; Myidae. Gene Ontology annotation, biological process: intracellular protein transport; autophagy; vesicle-mediated transport. Gene Ontology annotation, cellular component: cytoplasm; membrane.
UCCAAGAUGGCAGCGCCCAUAGAAUUUGACAGAUCACAGAUGGAAAUGUAUCUUUCGCUGAAAAUAGCGUUUAUUUGAGCCUGUCUUGCUAGGAAUAUAAUGAGUAUCAAGGCCUUUGAUCUUGUACCCGCCGUUGAGCGGGUACCUCGCAUGUCAGACAAGUUAAAAGCACAGAUAGAGUGCAUGGAUGUCUGUGGGAAAAACAUGUACCUUGGAACAUCUGAUUGUUUCGUUAUGCAUUUUAUGCUUGAAGAAAGAGCAAAUCAAAGUGGGAAAGUCACAUUCCAAAGCCAGAACCAAGGACAGAAGCACCUUGGAUUGAAAAAGGCCAUAGUCCAGCUGAAGGCAGCAUCUGCUCUUAAGAGGAUCCUGGUGCUUUGUGAUAACACUGUCUCCCUGCUCAACAUGCUAGAUCUAGAGCCUGCAAUGGGUGGUGCAAAGAUCAAGGGAGUGACCCAUUUCUGCCUUAAUGAGAACCCAGUAGGGAACAGUCCAUUCAUGGUGGAGGUGUGUGUUGCCAUGAAGAAGAAGCAGCUGGCUCUAUACUCCAUUUCCGAUGACAGAAUAACACACAACAGGGACAUCUCCAUACAGGAACCGGCUUCUGUCAUUGCUCUGGACGGGCAUGUCAUCUGUGCGGGGCUAAUGUCCCAGUACUGCAUGCUGGACUACGAAACAGGCCAGAACACUGACCUGUUCCCCAUCGACACCGAGCAUGUACGACCCAUUGUCAAACGCGUCAGCAAGGAGGAGUUUUUGCUGACUGGUCCAAGUGCUCUGGGUAUGUUUGUGACAUCAGAGGGAAUUUCCCAACGUCCCCCUCUACAGUGGUCAGAAAACUUGCUCUGUGUUGGCUACACCCAUCCAUACAUCCUUGCCAUGAAUGAUGAGUUCAUCACUGUACACAGUAUACUUGACCAGCACCAGAAGCAGGCUAUCCCGUUCCAAGGCGGAGUCAUCCUUAACGACUAUGAUGGUCGCAUCUUUGUGGCGUCUGCAAAAGAGGUCUACUGUCUAGUACCAGUAGCCUGGGAGAAGCAGGUUCAGGGUCUGCUGGCAGACAAGAGAACCACAGAGGCCCUGGACCUUGCCCGUAACGCAAACCAUGGCCUCUCAAGAGACAAGUUUCUGAAGAUAUUCAAAAGAAUUCAACAACAGGCAGCAUUUAUAGAAUUUUCUCAACGUAAUUUUGAUGAUGUUCAGGAUCUGUUUAAAAAUGGAGAGGUGGAUGUCAGAGAGGUAAUCAGUUUGUAUCCCCGCAUGAUGCCGUCAGGCUGCAGUUUCCAGCGCUCCAUGCCACCACUGCACGAGAUUGCGGACGUGAACCAGCUGGCACGGGGGGACCAGAAUGUUGUACGCCAAUAUAAGGACUUCCUGCAGGCAUAUCUGGAGGACAUUCGUGGAACCAAGGAUGCAAGAGGAUUUAAACAGGAGGUUGAUGUUGCCUUACUCAAGCUGUAUGCAGAGAUAAAUUCCCCAGAGUUACUGCCUCUGAUAGAGGUGGACUCUGGUUGUAACCUGAAGGACUGCGCAGAAUGUCUCGAGAAGUAUGAUCGUCACCACGCACUGGCAAUGCUGUGUAAAUACCAUGGAGAUAAUGACAAGGCUCUUAAUAUAUGGUCUAGAUUAGUAAAUGGAGAAAUUAAAGAUGAUCUUUUCCCUGGUUUUGAAUUUGUGGUUAAUUUCUUGUCAAGUUUAAGUGACCAUGAUUUGGUGUGGAAGUAUGUAGACUGGGCCUUAGAAAGGGACCAGGAACUGAGUAUAAAGAUAUUCACAGAGCGUCCAUCCCAGGAGCCCCCCUCUGAGAGGAUGAGACCAGACACUGUGAUAGACUACCUUCAUAGAUUCCCUAUGGCAGUGGUCACAUACCUGGAGUACCUGGUCUUUCAACGAAAACUUGAAAAAGAGAAGUAUCAUACCCACCUGGCUGUCUUAUAUUUAGACAAUGUUUUGAAGCUGAUGAAAACCAACAAUGUGAAAAAGGAACAACUUGACAUGGCAAGGUCCAAGUUACGUACAAUGCUACAGAUGUCAAGCCUAUACCGGGUACAGCUGAUACUGGGGAAGGCGAAGGAACAGGAGAUGCAUGCUGAGUGUGCCAUACUCUAUGGGAAGCUGGAGGACCAUGAGAAGGCUCUCCGUAUCCUGGUGCACAAGCUACGGGACUACACAGCUGCGGAGAACUACUGCCUUGUCAACUCAGAGGGUCGUGACCCCACCUACAGGAAACGCCUCUUCCACAUCCUUCUCAGUGUCUACCUGGACCCAGCCAACGAGAGAAAAGAUUUUUUGAUAGAACCUGCCAUAGUCUUAUUGAACAACAAUGUCAGUGACUUUGAUGUUGCAAAGGUGAUACAGAUCAUCCCAGAUUCUUGGUCAAUAGGCUUGAUGUCCCAGUUCCUAAAAAAGGCCCUCCGUACAAACAUGCACGAAAACCGGACCACACGUAUACAGUGCAUGAUGUCUCGGGGAGAGAACCUGCUUGUUAAACAGGGAUUUAUAACUGAGCAACGGGAGCCUGUAGUCAUGAAUGAUGAACGUGCUUGUGCGGUGUGCAAUAGAACGUUUUCCGACCCAGCCUUUGUCAGAUAUCCAAAUGGCAUUGUGACUCAUAUACAUUGUGCUAAGAACAAACAUGUGUGUCCAGUGACUGGUAGGCUUUUCAGCACAACUAAACACUCAUGACAGCAGGAAACCACAGAAACAGUCUACAUACAGUAGCUUAGAAUGAGCUUUGUGCCAAAGAAGUCACACCAUUGUAUCAAGUUAAACUUUGAUAAGUGAGGAAGAGAAAAUUAUAACAGAUAAUCAUAUUCAGCUUUAGGUGCAUUAUAAUUUACCAGAACUGACAAAUAUCUUUAUGUUGCUGACGUUCAGAAUAGUCAGAAUAUCAGUAAUCCACAAAACCUAGAUGUUGUGAUAUUUAUGUUUGUGUUCAUUUCAAUUUAUUUCAUCUUCUUUUUCUUUACUUUGUAGAAUCAAUGUAAGCAGAGAUAAGGUGCAUGUAUUAUGAGACAUGUUUAGCCUUUGAGUCAGCUUAAUUCAUGUGUAUGUUGACAUUUUACAUCAAGUUAAUUUGUAAUGUUGAACUAAACUAUGAGGUCAGUGUUGUAAAUUACUGGCACAAAUUUCUCCAAAGUUCUGUAGCGUAACAAACUUAAUAAAUUUUACUAAAUUAAAACUCAUUUAUCAUGAUCAUCAUAUAGAUAAUUUACUUUAAUGUGAAAAUAUACAAAGUCAAAAAUAAUGAGCUUAUUUUGAUCCUGUUAUAAGGGAUUUAAGAUGUUGGAGACUUUCUUUGAUUUAUAGUUAAAAUAAGAAUAAUGCACUUGCCCUUAAAGCACAUCAGUAUUCUUGCACUGUACUACAGAAACAUCUAAUUUAUUAAUAUUGCAUCUUUUCCUUAAAAUUGACCUGUAACUGUUUUAAUUUUUAGGUAGAAUGUGUAAUGCCCAAUCUGUACUAUCCAAUCGAAAUAUGAUAAAAGAAAUUAACGCAUUAGUUAGUUUGAGAAAUAAAGUAUUUCGAAAAAUUUCACUGUAGUAAAAUAUUCUCAAGAUGCUUUUGUAGUACAGCCUCUGUUGUAGUUGUGUAAGAAAUUAAUGUUUUAAACGAGUUAGGUGGGCACAGGUACUUAUAGAUCCAAGUAUCUGUGAAUAUCUAAGGUUUUAUUUUCAGUAAUUUGGAAGUUUCAUGACGUCUGUAUGUCAAAGGACAUGUUUAUCCUCAUUAACAUAUGAGGCCAACCUACCUGGGUAUUUCCUCAAGUUCUCUAUUGCAGUUCAGGUUGUUAUUUAUCGGUAUGGAUAUGGCCGAUAUUUUCAUUGGCUAACGACAAAACCAUAAUUCAUUUGCAUUUAGUUUAUUUCCCAAUUCAACCCAUUGCAAAGCUACAUUUUAACAUUUUUAUUCUGUUUAUUGUCUUGUUUACUUAAAUAUUAUGUGAUAGCAAUUACUGUAUAAAAAAUAUAAUAAAAUACAAUAAAUUCUU